AUGGUGGCUGCCAUCCACGGGAGCAUGCGAGGCCGUGACAGCUGGGGGGCACCAGGCUGCGGGGAAGUGCAAGGAGGGCAGCAAGUGCUGGGUGACCAGAAAUGCCUUGCUGCAAAGGGAGGGAAGGCCCAAGAUAAUGGUUACAUAGAAGGGAAGGAACUUGACAAUUUUUUUCAUCAUCUCCUGGAGAAACUGGAACCAGAAACCGCCAUCACAGAAGAAAAGGUUCAAAGGAUGAAGGAGCAAUUCAUGUCCACCUACGAUGUCACUGCAGACGGACGCCUACAAAUCCAAGAGCUUGCCAAUAUGAUCUUGCCUGGAAUUUAUGCGGGUAUGAUUGCCUACAAUAUUUAUGUGGUCAUAUCAAUUUAUCCUGUUCAGAUCUGGCGCAGUUAUGACGCUGAUAGCAGUGGAUUUAUUUCAGCUGGUGAGCUCAAAGAUUUCCUGCGAGAUCUCUUCUUGCAGCAUAACAAGAUGGUUGCUGAGGUAAAGCUGGAAGAAUAUACUGAUACAAUGAUGAAAAUCUUUGACAGAAACAAAGAUGGACGGCUGGACCUGAAUGACCUGGCAAGGAUUCUGGCACUCCAGGAAAAUUUCCUUCUUCAAUUUAAAAUGGAUGCUUGCAGCACAGAAGAAAGAAGGAGAGAUUUUGAGAAAAUCUUUGCACACUACGACGUUAGUAAAACAGGAGCCCUUGAAGGCCCAGAAGUGGAUGGUUUUGUCAAAGAUAUGAUGGAACUGGUUAAGCCCAGCAUCAGCGGAGUAGACCUGGAUAAAUUCCGCCAAAUUCUGCUCAACCAUUGUGAUGUGAACAAGGAUGGAAAAAUUCAAAAAUCUGAACUGGCCUUGUGUCUUGGGCUUAAAACGAACCCAUAGACGUGACUGUGCUUGUGGUUGUGCUUCCCUCGUGUGAGCCUGCCGCUCCUCGUAGAAGUGUUUCAGUGCUGUGUGACCGUGUGGGAGGUGGGGAACAAGGGCACCUAGCUGCAAGGCUGAAGAGCAUCUGUACAAAGAUGCAGCAGAAUGGGAAACACGUGGAGGGCCUCUCCACUCAGCAAUUAGAUUUGUGGUGUUCAGUAGAUGCUGUUGCUUCUGGGUUUCUUUAACGGUAUCUCUAUCUACAAGCAUACCAGUUUCUCAAAACAGGGGGAUGCUGUUCUACUCCUGCCUCCAUGAAAUACUGUCCUACUAGUCUUCUAGAAUAGGGGACACAAAUCUCCUUAAAAAUGUAACAUCAGUGCUCUCAGACUGCAGCUAAGUGUUUUUUGAUGGUUGUCAAGCCACUAUUCUGGUAAAAAAAAUGAGCAUUAUGCUUUGUUUGUCCAUUUAAAAUAUUGGAUGGAUGACAGUGUA
Messenger RNA from Struthio camelus australis, 1353 nucleotides. The record is from RefSeq and is a predicted model, not a curated record. Lineage: Eukaryota; Metazoa; Chordata; Aves; Struthioniformes; Struthionidae.